GAGGGCGGUUGUGCUCCGCUCCAAACUGUCCUUCGAAAUAACGAAUAAAACGAAAACAAGUCCAGUGCCUCUCGCAGUUUUCGAUAACUAAUUCAUUCGGUAGUUACGCGCAAAAGUGAAAUGCGCGAUCGGGUUGUGAGUUGACAGUGUCGGAAUUAUAGUGUUUCAAAAAAAAACUAAGUGUUCGUGAAGUGUACGUGUUCAAGAAGGCAAAUUCAGAAGUGAAAAAAAGUUUCCAGUUUAAGGAAUAAGGAUAAAAGAACAGAACGAUUGGGGGUGGGAGAGGACGGAGUGAUGACGGGCGAGGAAGGAAAAGGUGGCGGGGGUGGAGGAGGCGGCGGUGGUACUGAUGCUACUGAUAAUGGAAACGUUAUUAACGCAAUUGUUAAUACAAACCAACAAAACGGAGGAACGGAGAAAGCACCAGUUGUUGGUGGAACCAAUGUUGAAACUUUGCCUCGUCCUGGAAAACAGAGUGAUCCAAGCACAGCAUUUUUGAGAGCCGCAAGGGCGGGAGAGCUGGAGAAAGUUUUAGAAUUUUUAGAAUCUGGAGUGGAUAUUAACGCUUCGAAUGCUAAUGGAUUAAAUGCUUUGCAUUUGGCUGCGAAAGAUGGCCACAUGGAAAUUGUAAAAGAAUUAUUAUCUAGAGGUGCCAUCGUAGAUGCUGCCACGAAAAAAGGAAAUACUGCAUUACACAUCGCUUCUCUUGCCGGUCAAGAGGAAGUGGUACGAUUAUUAGUUGAACAAGGUGCUUCAGUCAAUGUACAGUCUCAAAAUGGAUUUACACCCUUAUACAUGGCUGCUCAGGAGAAUCACGACUCGGUCGUUAAGUUCCUGCUUAACAUGGGUGCCAAUCAAAGUCUUGCCACAGAGGAUGGUUUUACCCCACUGGCAGUGGCAAUGCAACAGGGACACGAUAAAGUUGUAGCUGUUCUUCUGGAGAAUGACACUCGUGGAAAAGUUCGUUUACCAGCUCUACAUAUUGCCGCAAAAAAGGACGACUGCAAAGCAGCUGCGCUGCUUUUACAGAACGAUCACAAUCCAGAUGUGACAUCGAAAAGUGGAUUUACACCGCUUCAUAUUGCUGCUCAUUAUGGCAACGAUAGAAUAGCAUCUUUAUUAUAUGACAGAGGAGCGGAUGUCAAUUUCGCUGCCAAGCACAAUAUUACGCCUUUGCACGUGGCAGCUAAAUGGGGAAAGGUCAAGAUGGUAAAUCUUCUCAUAAGCAAAGGAGCAAACAUCGAAGCAAAAACGAGAGAUGGCCUCACUCCACUUCAUUGCGCUGCAAGAUCCGGACAUCACGAAGUCGUCGACAUCCUUAUAGAGAAAGGAGCACCAAUCGGUUCAAAAUCAAAGAAUGGCCUCGCUCCUCUACACAUGGCUUCACAAGGAGAUCAUGUGGAUGCGGCCCGGAUUCUCCUCUACCACCGGGCACCUGUGGAUGAAGUCACAGUCGAUUAUUUAACGGCUCUGCACGUAGCCUCUCAUUGUGGUCACGUCCGCGUGGCCAAGCUUCUUCUCGACAGAAACGCCGACCCAAAUGCCAGAGCACUCAAUGGAUUUACUCCUCUACAUAUUGCUUGCAAAAAGAACCGGCUUAAAAUUGUCGAAUUGCUCAUCAAGCACAAAGCCAGCAUCGAAGCCACGACAGAGUCGGGACUGACGCCUUUACACGUUGCUAGUUUCAUGGGUAGCAUGAGCAUCGUAAUUUAUUUACUCCAGCACGAAGCUUGUCCAGACGUUCGAACAGUUCGAGGUGAAACACCUCUUCAUCUCGCAGCUCGAGCAAAUCAGACUGACAUCAUUAGGAUACUUUUAAGAAAUUUAGCCCAAGUCGACGCCAGGGCGAGGGAAGAGCAAACUCCUCUUCAUAUCGCCUCUAGAUUGGGAAACGUGGAUAUUGUAAUGCUUUUACGGCAGCACGGAGCUGACGUCGAUGCGACAACGAAGGAUCUCUACACGCCUUUGCACAUUGCCGCCAAAGAGGGCCAAGAAGAGGUUGCGGCUGUUUUGUUAGAAAACAGAGCUUCGCUUACAGCCACGACUAAAAAGGGUUUCACUCCCUUACAUCUCGCAGCAAAAUAUGGAAAUAUGGCUGUCGCUAGACUUUUGCUUCAAAAAGACGCACCUGUCGAUGCUCAGGGAAAGAAUGGAGUGACGCCCUUACAUGUAGCCUCGCAUUACGACCACCAAAAUGUGGCACUACUUUUACUCGAUAAAGGUGCCUCGCCUCAUGCCAUGGCCAAAAAUGGCCACACGCCGCUGCACAUUGCCGCUCGCAAGAAUCAGAUGGACAUUGCGACCACUUUGUUGGAAUACGGGGCAAAAGCGAACGCCGAAUCAAAGGCUGGCUUCACUCCACUUCAUUUGAGUGCACAAGAGGGACAUACAGACAUGUCCACAUUACUCAUCGAACACAAAGCCGACACUAAUCACAAAGCAAAGAAUGCACUCGCGCCGCUUCACUUGUGCGCACAAGAAGACAAAGUCAAUGUCGCUUCCAUUCUUGUCAAGAAUGGUGCUGAAGUUGACACUAAAACUAAGGCUGGUUAUACACCGUUGCACAUAGCCUCGCAUUUUGGACAAGCAGCCAUGGUCCGGUUUCUUUUGAGAUCGGGGGCUGAGGUUGAUAGCAGCACAAAUGCCGGAUAUACGCCUCUGCAUCAAGCUGCUCAGCAGGGCCACACGCUCAUCAUCAAUUUGCUUCUUGAAAGUAAGGCGCAACCCAACGCUGUCACAAACAAUGGACAAACUGCUCUGGACAUCGCAAACAAGUUGGGAUACAUCAGCGUUGUUGAGACCUUAAAGGUUGUAACGGAAACCACAAUUACGACAACGCAUUCAAUGACAAUCGAAGAAAAAUACCGAGUCCAAGCGCCAGAAUCGAUGCAGGAAACAUUUAUGAGCGAUAGUGAAGAUGAGGGCGGUGGCGAUGAAAUCGGCGUGGCUGCCAUGAAUGUGUACGGGCAACCGCCACACGCACAACAUGUGUACCUUCCUUCCUACUACCAGGGCCAAAUGACCUACACUCGCGAAGAUCCGAUGCUCAGCGACCAGCAGCAGUAUCGAUACAUGACUGUUGAUGAUAUGAAAUCGAUGGGAGAUGACUCCAUGCGAGUUAAUGUCACCGAUGAUGAGAGGGACAAUCGACAUUCUGGAGCUCCAACAAUCACAGAAAUGAUCACCAAAGAAAGUUACAAUCGCACCAACGCCGCAAAUCUGAAACCGGACAAUAUAGACAUCAACAGGCAUCCGGUUCACGUUGGCGCGUCACUAGUGUCCUUAAAUACAUCGCUGGCUGCCCUCGGUUUCGUCACAAAAGGACAAGGAAUGUGGAGGGACAGAAUUCCACAGUGGAAAAAUUUCCUGGUUUCGUUUCUGGUUGAUGCGAGAGGAGGAGCGAUGCGAGGGUGUCGCCACAGUGGAGUCAGGGUGAUCGUACCACCUAGGAAAGCAGGAAUGCCGAUGAGAGUGACCUGCAGGUAUCUCAAGAGGGACAAAUUGACAAAUCCACCGCCUCUCAUGGAAGGGGAGGCUUUAGCAAGUCGUAUUCUUGAACUCGCACCAGUUGGCGCUAAGUUUUUAGGACCUGUUAUCAUCGAGGUACCACAUUUUGCCUCCUUGAGAGGGAAAGAGAGGGAAAUUGUAAUUCUCCGAUCGGAUAAUGGAGAAACCUGGCGUGAGCAUACCUUGGAAGCCAGCGAGGAGGCUGUCCAAGAUGUGCUUAAUGAGAGCUUUGAAGGAGAAGAAUUAAGCCAGCUAGAGGAUCUCCAAACAUCCCGAAUCGUGAGAAUACUUACAGUAGACUUUCCUCACUACUUCGCCGUAGUGUCUCGAAUUAGACAAGAGGUACAUGCAGUUGGUCCCGAAGGAGGUACCGUAUCGUCCUCCGCAGUACCACAAGUACAGGCAGUAUUCCCACCAGCUGCUCUUACCAAAAAAAUCAGAGUCGGGCUACAGGCACAUCCGAUACCGGCUGAACUGGUGGCUAAACUUUUGGGCAAUCGUGUUGCGGUCUCACCAAUCGUGACUGUAGAACCAAGACGAAGAAAAUUCCAUAAGCCAAUAACUCUGACAAUCCCGGUCCCACAAGCAGCCAAUAAAGGCAUGAUUAAUCAGUAUUCAGGCGAUGCGCCAACUCUGAGGCUCCUCUGCAGCAUAACUGGGGGUCAGUCUCGAGCCGUCUGGGAAGAUGUGACCGGGUCAACACCAUUGACCUUCGUUAAAGAUUGUGUCUCCUUCACGACGACCGUGUCUGCCAGAUUCUGGCUGAUGGACUGCCGAAACAUAUCCGACGCUACCAAGAUGGCUACCGAUCUUUAUACUCAUGCAACACACGUACCUUUCAUGGCUAAAUUCGUAGUGUUUGCGAAAAGGAAUCACCAAUUAGAAGCGAGAUUGCGCGUAUUCUGCAUGACAGAUGAUAAGGAAGACAAAACUUUAGAGCAUCAGGAACACUUUACGGAAGUGGCUAAGAGCCGAGAUGUUGAGGUUCUUGAGGGUAAAACCCAAUUUAUGGAAUUCGCGGGUAAUUUAGUGCCUGUGCUAAAAAGCGGAGAGCAACUUCAAUUGCCAUUCAGGGCUUUCAAAGAAAAUAGAGUUCCCUUUACGGCAAGGAUAAAGGAUCCCGAUGCCGCUGACAUGAUGGGAAGAAUUAUGUUCAUGAGCGAGCCGAAAGUAGCAAAGGGCGAUCAACCGCAAACGCCUAUUUGCACUUUGAAUAUUCUUUUACCAGAGAAAAUUUCACCGGAUGCCGCACAUUCUGAGCUGGAUUUACUAGAAUUGUCCAAGAAUUACAGCUUCCUUCGAGAUGGUGGAAUAAGCAGGCCAGAUACAAUUCACAGAGCGACAAUUCGAUUGACCGACAUUGCUAAUUUGCUAGACCAUGAUUGGGAAAAAUUGGCUUCGGAACUAAAUAUCCGUCCGAAGGAUGUAGAACAUAUUAAAGAAGAAUAUCCUGACAAACCUGCUCAGCAGGCUGCAGCCAUGUUCAAAGUGUGGCAAAACGACGGAAAUAAAGCAACCGGUAACACAUUAGAAAAAGCCCUGAAUAAAAUUGGUCGUGAGGACAUAGUUAAAAAGUGCAUAUUCAACGUUGAACUUGUGACAGACGACGUUGAAAAAGCGGUGGCGAGAGUUAGAAUUGAUCAGCCUGGGUUCGAUUCUCUCAAGGAAGAAUUGGGACCUUCAAGGGAUACUUCUCUCAGACGCGAUGCCACACUGGACCCUAAAAUGGAUCCUGAUUAUGAGGAGCCCGACAGAAUGAAGGACUCUGAAUCAGUGGAAGACCUUACGAUUCCCGGUUCCACACCUCAGAAACCAACCAAGCCGCACGUCACAAUCACGAACGGCACUAUUUUCAAUGGUACCUCGACCCCCAUCAAAGAUAAAUACGCCAGUGAUGAAAAAGAAUUGGGAGACAUGAUGGCUGAUUUUAUUCAGCACAAGUAUCAAGUCUCCGACACAAUGACUAAAAUAAGUCACGAUGAGCCUGACGACGACGAGUUCAAAAAACGACAGAAAAUAAUCGAAGACGCCAACAGAUUAGUUUCUGGUGUAAAACAAGAUGCUGAGAAAGAGCAGGGGAAGUUAGCGAAGGAAGGGUGGUCGGUGGUUUAUGAUGACGAUAAACAACAUAUUAAAGAGGCAGGAGGUGCUCUAGGGAAAGAGGUAUCUAGCGUAGAGAAAAUGAGCGACAAGGUUGACACGGUUACAACGGUUACAGUGACGACGAUAGAAACUCAAGUUUCGCAUAAACCAGACUCAACUGAAGGAAAAACCGUUCGUACUGAAAUUUGUUUAGGUCAACCUAGCAGGACAACUGAGAGUAGGGAAAGAGAUUCUUUUAAUGAGAAUGUUCGUUUAGAAGGAUCAGUUCCAGGUAGAGUAGCAAUAGGUGAAAAAGGGAAAACGGAGACGGUAAGUGAUGCCGACAAAGGCUUAUCAAAAGGGGAAUCAGUUUCACAAAAGGGUAAAAAAAUCGACGAUUCAAAAGCAUGUGACAAAAAAUCAAAGAAAAAUGAAACGAGAACAGAGAAACAGAAAGAUGAAGAAGGCGACAAAUCGGGUGCUUACGAAAAGGUUUAUAACGUUCAAAAAACUUCCGAAGGAGCAAAAGAAAAAUCAGAUUUUGAAAACAAGAAGCUUAAAGAUAAAUCUGGGAAAAUGUUCUCGGGAAUGUUUAAGGGAUCGAAAACUAAAAAAAAGGACUCGAAAGAUAGUUCUUUUGAUAGUGGAGAUGAAGAUACGAAGACAUUGACUAUCAAAUUUUUGGAUGAAAGCAGAAAAGCUGCUGAUAGAACACAUGACCCUUCAGGUUUCACUAACGGUGUUCAAACUUAUGAACCUAAACCUCUGACGGAAUUGGUUUUAGUUCAGGAUGUGAAGACCACGACUGCAGAGUUUUUAGAUGAUUCUAGAAAAGCUGCGACUAGAUUAAGCGAGAUUGCUCGCGAAAUAACAGAACCGAAGAAAACAGACAUUACCACAGUUACCAAAACUACAGUUAUAAUAACUGAUGCGGACGGGGAAAAGAAAUCUGCUAAUGCAGCAGCAGAUGAAGGAAAAGAUAAAUCUGGUGGAUUCUUUGGAAUAUUUAAGAGUCCAAAGUCUAAGGAAAAGAGACGCAGUAAAUCUAAAGAGAAAGAUACUUCAUUUGAUAGUGGAGAUGAAGAAGUAAGAGCGACCACUGAGAAAUUCCUCGAAGAUAUCCGUAAGAAUGCAGGUUCUCCUGACUUACCUUUUAUAGAUAAAUUAGACACGAAAAUCGACGUUGAUGAAGGAAUAGGUCGAUUUUCAACUUACUCGAAUUAUGAGUCUGAUACUCCUCAGGACAAGCUUAGGGGAUCAUCGUACAACAUUUCUGAAUCAUCUACUAAAGCAAAAGAGGAAAAAGUAGCAAAACAAAAAUCCCUUGUUAGUUCUGAACCUGUAACCACUGAAGAUGAGAGCCAGGAUGACAGUCAAGAAAAGUCUGGCGGAUUCUUUGGAAUAUUUAAAAGCCCGAAGAUGAAAGGCAGGAAACGAAACAAAUCAAAGGAACUCUCUUCGAAAGAGGCAUCAGUCGAGAUUUCUGAUACUGAUUUGCGAAUUAAGACAUCUCAGUUUUUGGAUGACACGAGAAAGCAUGCGGAUAAACAUCAUGAGUUUAUCCCAGAAAAGAUUCAAGAUGCUUACAAAGUCACAAUUGUUGAAGUGGUUGUAUCAGAUGCUGUACCUUCUAGUGAAGAUCAAAUUUCUGAAGCUCCAGCUUCUAAGGAUGGAAAAGAUAAAGGUAUAUUUGGAAUGUUUAAGAGCCCAAGAGGCCUGAACAAGAAGCGAAGCAGAUCGAAGGACAAAAGUACAUCAAGAGAUACGUCGUUUGACAGCGGAGAUGAAGAAAUUCGAAUUGCGACUGCUAAAUUUUUGGAAGAUAGCAGGAAUAUGGCUGGUCAAAUUGACGCUUGUCCUUACAAAUCUUACGCUUUCCUUGAAGAGAUGAGCAGACAAAGUGAAAGUGAAAUUGCUGCCGCAAAAGAAACUAAGCCUGAAGAACAAAGCAAAGAAAAGACAGGUAUAUUUUCCGGAAUUUUCAAGAGUACGAAGCAUACAAUAGAAGAAAUCAAAGAGGAUGCUAAAGAUUUUGUGGAUGAUACAAAAAAAGACGCAGAGGAUGAAAAAAAUAAACUUCAAAAAGAUACUGAAAAAGCAGCUAAGGACCUUGAACAUUCUGCAAAGGAUGCCACAGAUAAUGUAUCAUAUGAUGUAACAGAUUCAGCAAUAAAAAUUUCUAAAAAAACAUCAGACGAGGUUCAAAAAGUAACUGAUGCUGUCAAGACCAGUGGUGAAAAGAUUGCUGACACAAAGGAUGCAGCUGUAAAGGAAAUAAAGAAAGACGUCAAGAUUACUGAAGAAAAAAUAUCUGCAGGAGCUCUAACAAUCGCUAAAACAGCAGAUGAUGCCAAGGACAAAACAACAAAGGAAACUAAAAAAGCUAAAGACAAGGCUGGUGGUUUUCUGUCUGGCAUUUUCAAGGGGGCAAAACAUGCAGUAGAUGAUGUAAAUGAUGACGUUAAAGAAUUCCUGGAUGAAACUAAACAUGAAGCUGAACUAGAGGAAGAACGUGCUCAUAAAGCUGCUGAAGAUUUGACCAAAGAUGCGAAGGAAACGGAAGAUAAACUAGUUGCUGAUACCAAAGCAGCAGCCGACAAAGCAAAAGAAAAAGUAUCAGCAGAUACUCAAGCUGUUUCAGAUAAAGUGAAAGAUACAAGCGAUAAAAUAUCAAAGGAGGCUGCAUCAACUGCCGACGGAGUAAAGAAAGCAGGAAAAAAAAUGGCGAAAGAUUUAACUGACAACAAGGAUGCGGCAGUGAAAAAAAUGAAGAAAGAUGCAAAAGAUGUAGAAAAAACAGUGGUUUCGGGUGCAGUUGUCGUAUCAGAAACUACAGAGGCCGCUAAGGACAAGGCAACCAAAGAAGCUAAGAAGUCCAAGGACAAAGCUGGCGGUUUCCUAUCUGGCAUAUUUAAAGGAGUUAAGCACGCAUCAGAUGAAUUUGCUGAGGAUGUUAAAGAAUUUUUGGACGAAACGGAAAAGGAAGCUGAGGAAGAAAGAGAGCGUGCUCGCAAAGCUACAGAGAAAUUAUCGAAAGAUGCGAAGGAUGCAUCUGAUAAGGUGAAAGAAGAAAUCUUUGAAGAUGUGCAUGCUGCUUCUGAAAAAGCAAAAGAAGUCAGUGAAAAUAUCUCCAAGGAAGCUAAUGCUACAGCGGAUGGAGUACAGGAAGCCAACGAUGCUGCCGUAAAAGAAAUAAAGAAAGACCUAAUAAUUGUGGAAGAAAAACUAGAUUUUGGAGCAGAAACUGUUGUUAAAAUAGCAGAUGAGACCAAUGAUAAGACAGCAAAGGAAACUAAAAAGGCUAAAGACAAAGCUGGCGGUUUUCUUUCAGGUAUAUUCAAAGGCGCAAAACACGUAGUGGAUGAUGUUACCGAUGACGUUAAAGAAUUUCUUGAAGAAACUAAACAUGAAGCGGAAUUAGAAGAAGAGCGCGCACGUAAAGCCGCUGAAGAUCUGACUAAAGAUGCCAAAGAAACAAAAAAUAAGGCAGUCUCCGACAUCAAAGGCGAAGCUGUCAAAACCAAAGACAAAAUAGCGGACGGAAUUGAUGCUGUAACUGAAAAAGUGAAAGAUGCAAGUGAUCAGAUCUCUAAAGAAUCAGUAGCAGUAAAAGAAGAAGCCAAAGAUACAGGAAAGAAAGUUGCAAAGGACAUCAGUGACAUGAAAGAUACUGCUACCAAGAAAGUAAAGAAAGAUGUUAAAACUGUUGAAGAAAAAAUAUCAACAGGAGCGGAAACUGUUUCACAAGGUGUCGAAGCGGCUAAGGAUAAAACAGUUAAAGAAACCAAAAAGGCCAAGGAUAAAACAGGCGGAUUUUUAUCCGGAAUAUUUAAGGGCACUAAACAUACAGCUGAGGAGAUUGCAGAAGAUGCUAAAGAAUUCGCAGAAGAAACAAAGAAAGAAGUGGAAAAAGAAGAGAAACUUGCUCACAAAGCUGUGGAUGAUUUAUCUAAAGAUGUCAAAGAUACCAAGGACAAAGUGAUUUCUGAUGUAAAGCAAAAUGCUGAUAAGUCGAAGGAAAAAGUAAAGAGUGCAAGUGAUAAAGUAGAAAAAGAAGCAGCAGCUGCAGUUGAGGAAGCCACGGAAGCAGGUCGAAAAGUAGCACAAGGAAUUUUUGAUGCAAAAGACUCUGCAGUUACAGAAAUAAAAAAGGACACUAAAGCUGUUGAAGAGAAAGUAAUUGCAGGUGCAGAAAUUGUUGUUAAAACCGUAGAUGAUGCCAAGGACAAAACAACAAAGGAAACUAAAAAGGCUAAGGACAAAGCUGGUGGUUUAUUCUCUGGUAUAUUUAAGGGUGCGAAACAUGCAGUUGAUGACGUGACAGAUGAUGUUAAGGAUUUCCUCGAUGAAACUAAACAUGAAGCUGAGCUGGAGGAAGAACGGACUCGAAAAGCUACUAAAGAAUUGUCAAAAAAUGCAAAGGACACUAAAGACAAGGGAGUUUCUGAAAUAAAAGACGCAGCUGCUAAAACUCAGGAAAACAUAUCCAAUGGAGCUGAGGCUGUAGCAGAGGGAGUGAAAAACGCAGGAACAAACGUUGCUAAAGGCGUCAAUGAUACGGAAGAUGCUACUGUAAAGGAAAUCAAGAAAGGUCUUAAAAGUGCAGAGGAGAAAAUAUCAAAGGGGGCAGAAAUUGCUGCACAGAGUGCCGAAGGUGCCAAGGAAAAAACAGUCAAAGAAACUAAAAAGACCAAGGAUAAGGCAGGUGGAUUUCUAUCUGGAAUAUUCAAGGGCGCAAAACAUGCAGCGGAUGAAGUUGCGGAAGAUGCAAAAGAAUUCGCUGAUGAAACAAAGAAAGAAGCUGAGAAAGAAAAGGAACGUGCCAGAAAAGCUGCCGAGGAUUUAUCUAAAGAUUUCAAAGAAAGCAAGGAUAAGAUGGUUUCUGAUACAACAGAUACUGCCGAAAAAGCCAAGCUGAAAGUAUCUGACGGUACUCAAGCCGUAUCUGAGAAUGUGAAAGUAGCUGGUGACAAAGUUGUAAAAGGCAUCGCAGAUGCUAAAGACGCAUCAGUGAAAGUAAUCAAGACAGACACUAAAAUUGUAGAAGAAAAAAUAGUUUCAGGCGCAGAAGUUGUUGCAGAUACCGCAGAUGCUACCAAGAAUAAAGCAGCCAAAGAAACUAAAAAAGCAAAGGACAAAGCUGGUGGCUUCUUAUCUGGAAUGUUCAAGGGUGCGAAACACACUGCAGAUAAUGUGAAAGAAGACGUUAAAGAAUUUUUGAAAGAAACUAAACACGAAGCAGAACUAGAAGAAGAUCUGGCUUGUAAAGCCGCUGCUGAAUUAUCUAAGGAUGCUAAAGAUGCGAAAGAAAAAAUGGCUGCUGACGUAAAAGAUUCGUCAGAUAAAGUAAAGAGUGCUGGUGACAAACUAGCACAGGACACGAAAGCCGCAGUGAAUGAAAUCAAAGGAACAGGACACGAAAUUGCACAAGCAGUUGCAGAGGCCAAAGAUGCUGCCGUUACAGAACUUAAAAAAGACGCGAAAACAGUGAAAGAAAAAGUAUCUUCAGGUGCUGAAACUGCUGCUCAGACUGUAGAAGAUGUUAAGGAUAAAGUAGAGAAAGAAAGCAAGAAAGGGAAGGACCAAGCAGAUAGCUUCUUUUCCGGAAUAUUCAAGGAUGCAGAACAUGUAGCAGAUGACGCUACGGAUGAUGUUAAGGAAUUUCUUGAUAAAACAAAGCACGAAGCUGAAUUUGAAAAGGAACGAGCCCGCAAAGCAGCUGACGAUUUGUCUAAGGACAUAAAGUCCAAAAAGGACAAAGCUGUUUCUGACAUAAAAGAUUCAGAUGAUAAAACAAAGCAAAAAAUAUCUGAAGACGCGCAUGCUGUUUCUGAAGAAGUAAAACAGACAGGUGAUAAGGCUGCUAAGGAAGUUGCCGCAACUUUAAAAGGUGUAAAAGAGAAGUCUGGUAAGAUUGCGAAAGAUGUUUCUGACACUAAAGAUGCCACAGUGAAAGAAAUAAAAAAGGAUGCAAAGGCCGUGGAGGAAGCAAUCUCUACAACUGCUAAAACUGCUGCUGAAACUGCAGAAGAUGCGAAGGACAAAGCAGAGAAGGAAGCCAAAAAAGCUAAGGACAAGGCAGGUGGUUUCUUUUCCGGAAUAUUUAAGGGUGCGAAACAUGUAGUAGAUGACGCUAAGGAUGAUGUAAAGGAAUUCCUAGAUGAAACAAAACACGAAGCUGAAUUUGAAGAAGAACGAGCUCGUAAAGCAGCUAAAGAUUUAACUAAGGAUAUUAAAACUAAAAAAGACAAAACUGUUUCUGACAUAAAGGAUUCAGCUGAUAAAACUAAGCAAAAAAUGUUGGAAGAUGUGCACGUUAUUUCUGAAAAGGUUGAAGAUACGAGUGCAAGUAUCGCUAAAGGCGUAGCAGAAGCUCUCGAUAGUGUAAAAGAAACAUCUGAUAAGAUUGCGAAGGAUGCUGCUGAUUCUAAAGAUGCUUUAUCAAAGGAGAUUGAAAAGGAUACAAAGGCAGUGGAUGAAAAACUAACAUCAGGUGUCGAGUGUGCUGCUCAGAAAGUCGAAGAAGCUAAGGAAAAUACUGCAAAGGAAACUAAAAAGGCAAAGGAUAAGGCUGGUGGUUUUCUGUCCGGCAUAUUCAAAGGUGCAAAACAUUCAGCUGAUGAAGUUGCAGAUGAUGUGAAAGAAUUUGCACAGGGAACUAAAAAAGAAGCAGAAAAAGAGGAAGAUAAGGCACGUAAAGUAGCGGAAAAGUUAUUCAAGGAGACUAAGGACAGUAAAGACAAAGUUGUAGAGGACAUAAAAGAAACAGCAGAUAAAGCAAAGGUUGAAGUGGAAGAAGCAGGAGAAAAUAUUUCACAUAGUGUAGCAAUUGUAGUGGAUGGAGUUAAAGGUGCAGGGGAUAAAGUUGCAAAGAGCGUAACUGAUUCAAAAGAUUUCAUUAAAAAAGAAAUCAAUGAAGACGCUAAAGUUCUAAAAGAAAAAGUAUCCUCUGGUGGUGAAGCAGUGGCUGAAACAAUCAAAGACGCGAAGGAUAAUGCCGCUAAAGAGUCGAUGAAAGCAAAGGACAAAACCGGAGGUUUCCUGACUGGGAUAUUCAAGGGAGCGAAAGAUACAUCUGAUGAAGUUGUCGAUGAUGUACAACAAUUUUUAGAUCAAACUAGGAAGGAAGCUGCAGAGGAAGAAGAACGUGCUCGUAAAUCUGCAGAAAAGUUAGCGAAAGAUAGUAAAGAUGCUAAAGAAAAAUUAGUGUCUGAUGUUAAGGAUACGAUAGAAAAAACUAAGGAAAAAAUAUCGGAGGAUGCAUAUGCAGUAUCAGAGAAAGUUAAAGACAUUGGUGACACGAUUUCAAAAGAAACUACAAAAGCUGCUGAUAGUGUGAAACAUACUAGUUUGAAGGUUUCACAAGGUGUUGCAGAUUCUGAAGAUGCAGCAGUAAAGAAAUUGAACAAAGAUGCUAAAAUUGUUGAAGAAAAAGUAACUACUGCAGCUGAAGAAGUUGCUAAAAAAGCAGAUGAUGCCAAGGAUAAGACAACAAAAGAUGCUAAGAAGGCCAAAAACAAAGCUGGCGGCUUCUUUUCUGGCAUUUUUAAGGGGGCUAAGCAUGCCGUAGAUGAUGUGACUGAUGAUGUUAAGGAUUUCCUUGACGAAACAAAACACGAAGCUGAGUUAGAAGAAGAACGUGCUCGCAAAGAUGCUGAGAAAUUAUCUAAAGAAGUUAAAGACGGUAAAGACAGGAUAGUCUCCGAAGCAAAAGACACUGCAGCUAAAGCAAAAUAUAAGAUAUCUGAAGUUACUGAUGCACUAUCCGAAAAAGCUGAAAUUGCAGCGAAGAAGAUUUCUGAGGAAGUAGAAGAAGUAAAAGAAGAUGUAAAAGACGUUGGCCACAAAAUUGCGAAGGGAACUGAGGAGUCAAAAGAUGCGGCAGUCAAGGCAGUCAAGGAAGAUGUUACAAUUGUGAAGGACGCAAUAGUUGCCGGAGCUAACGCAGUAGCGGAUUCGGCAGACUCCACUAAAGAUAAGGCAGUAGAGAAAUCGAAAGCGGCGAAAGAUAAAGCUGGAGGUUUUCUGCCGGGAAUAUUCAAGGGUGCAAAACAUGCAGCAGACGAAGUUGCAGAGGAUGUGAAAAAGUUUGUUGAUGAAACGAAGAAAGAGGCCGAGAAAGAACAGGGACUUGCUCGGCAAGCUGAAGAAAAGUUAUCUAUAGAUGUGAAAGAUAUUAAAGACAAAGCCAUAUCUGAUGUGAAGGAUACAGCUGAAAAGACGAAAGAAAAGGUAUCAAAGGAAGUUACUGCAGCUAAAGAAGGUGUAAAGGAUUCAAGCGAGAAAGUUGGGAAAGUUCUCACUGAUACAAAAGAUGCUGCGGCGAAUAAAAUUGAAAAGGAUGUUAAGAUUGCAGAGGAGAAAGUUACAUCAGGAGUUGAAACUGUAGUAAAAUCUACGGAUGGUGCUAAAGAUAAAGCAACUAAAGAGACAAAGAAAGUGAAAGAUAAAGCAAGCGGUUUUCUAUCCGGCAUAUUCAAAGGCGCAAAACAAGCCACAGAUGAUGUUGUAGAAGAUGUUAAAGAACUCGCAGACAAAGGUGAGAAAGAAGAGGAAAAAGCUCGUAAAGCUACACAAGAAUUGGCUAAGGAUGUCAAAAAUACUGAAGACAAGCUUACUUUCGAAGUUACAGAAUCAACUGAUAAGAAAAAAACAGAAAUAUCUGAAGAUGCAAAUGCUGUUUCUGAAAAAGUGAAAGAUGUAGGUGACAUGAUUGUUAAGGAAGUAACCGAAACAGUCGAAGCUGUAAAAGAAACAUCCGAUAAGAUUGAAAAAGAUGUUUUUGACCAAAAAGAUGCCACAUUGAUAGAAAUUAAAAAAGAUGCAAAGGUCGUGGAGAAAACAAUCUCCACAAGUGCUGAAACUGCUGUUCAAUCCACAGAAGAUGCUAAGGACAAAGUAGAAAAGGAAGGCAAAAAAGCUAAGGACAAGGCAGGUGGUUUCUUUUCCGGAAUAUUUAAGGGUGCGAAACAUGUAGUAGAUGACGCUAAGGAUGAUGUAAAGGAAUUCCUAGAUGAAACAAAACAUGAAGCAGAGUUGGAGGAGGAGCGUGCUCGGAAAGCUGCUGAAGAAUUGUCUAAAGAAGUAAAAGAUACUACAGAUAAAGCGAUAUCUGAUUUAAAAGAAUCGACUGAAAAAGCGAAAGCCAAAAUAUCUGCUGAUACUCAAGCUGUGUCGGAAAAAGUAAAGGAAGCAGGCGAAAAAAUAUCAAAGGAAACUGCAGCAGCUGUUAAGGAAUGGGAACAGACAAGCGAAAAAGUCGCAAAGGAAGCUUCUGACAAAAAAGAUGCUACAGUCAAAGAAGUCAAGACAGAUGCUAAAAUUGCUAAAGAAAAGGUGAAAUCAAGUGCGGAAACAGUUGUACAAACAGUUGAUGAUGCUAAAGACAAAGUAACCAAGGAAUCUAGGAAGGCCAAAGACAAAGCUGGUGGUUUUCUUUCCGGAAUAUUCAAGGGAGCGAAACAUGCAGCAGAUGAGGCGACAGAUGACGUAAAGGAAUUUGUAGACGAUACCAAAAGAGAAGCUGAGAAAGAGGAAGAACGUGCGCAAAAAACAGCUGAAAAAAUUUCAAAAGACCUGAAGGAUACAAAGGAGGUAGUUAUUUCAGAGAUGAAAGAUGAUGCAAGGAAAUUACUUGAAACUGGAGAUGGUCAUAUAAAGGAAGUAAAGAAGGAUGUGAAAGCGGUAGGCCAAGAAGUUGCAUCAUUAGGAGAUGCGAUGACCCAUCAAGUGACUACUUCCACUGAUCCUAAAAUACUUUCCGACUCAGCAACAAUAAUAGAUAUUAAGACCAGUACGCAAGAAUUUUUAGAUGAUACCAAGAGAACUGCGGCCCUCGGUGCAAGUGCAGAAGAAUUUUUAAAGCCUUCGGACAUUGAUAAAUUUGAUGAAAGCACGCAGAAAACUGAAGAAGAAUCUAAAGAAAAGAAUAGUGGCUUCUUUGGGAUGUUUAAAAGUCCCAAGUCAAAGCAGAAAAAGAGAAGUAAAUCUAAAGAAAAGUACUCAUCUCAGGAAUCAUCGUUUGAUAGCGGAGAUGAAGAAGCUAGAAUCAUCACAGCUAAGUUCCUCGAUGAUGUUCGUAAAAAUGCUGAAGAUUCUAAAGAUUCUUUUGUUGAAGAAGUUCAGAAAGAUAUAAAGGUCAUUGAUGAAAAGGACAACUCUGCUAAAGAUAAAACAGUGAAGGAAACAAAAAAAUCUAAAGACAAGGCUGGUGGAUUUUUUUCUGGAAUUUUUAAAGGUGCGAAGCAAGCGUCAGGUGAAAUUGUUGAAGAUGUAAAUAAAUUCGCAGAGAAAACUAAAGAAGAUGCUGCUAAGGGUGAAGAAAAAUCUCGCAAGGUAGCAGAAGAAUUGGCUGAGGUUGUAAAGGAUACUAAAAACAAAGUUACAUUAGAGGUUAAACAAACAGCAGAAAAAACGAAAGUAAAAAUAUCUGAAGACGCGCAUGCUGUUUCUGAAGACGUAAAACAGGCAGGUGACAAAGCUGCUAAGGAAGUUGCCGCAACUAUAGCAGGUGUAAAAGAGACGUCUGAUAAGAUUGCGAAAAAUGUUUCUGACACUAAAGAUGCCACAGUGAAGGAAAUAAAAAAGGAUGCAAAGGCCGUGGAGGAAGCAAUGUCUACAACUGCUAAAACUGCUGCUGAAACUGCAGAAGAUGCUAAUGACAAAAUAGAAAAGGAAGGCAACAAAGCUAAGGACAAGGCUGGUGGUUUCUUUUCCGGAAUAUUUAAGAGUGCAAAACAUGCAGUUGAUGAAGCUUCGGAUGAUGUAAAGGAAUUCCUAGAUGAAACAAAACAAGAAGCUGAACUUGAAGAAGAACAAGCUCGUAAAGCAGCUGACCAUUUGUCUAAGGACAUUACAUCCAAAAAAGAUAAAGCUGUUUCUGACAUAAAAGAUUCAGCUGAUAAAACAAAGCAACAAAUAUCUGAGGAUGCACAUGCUAUUUCUGAAAAGGUUAAAGAUGGGAGUGACAGUGUCGCCAAAGUGGUGACCGAGGCUGUCGAAAGUGUAAAAGAAACAUCUGGUGAGUUUGUGAAGGAUGCUGCUGAUUCUAAAGAGGCUUUAGUUAAGAAAAUCGAAAAGGAUGCAAUGGCCGUUGAGAAAAAAGUAGAUUCAGGUGUUGAUUCUGCUGCGCAAAAAGUUGAUGAAGCGAAGGAAAAGAUGGGAAAAGAAACCAAAAAGGCUAAGGAUAAGGCAGGUGGUUUUCUCUCUGGAAUAUUCAAAGGUGCAAAACAAUCAGCCGAUGAAGUUACAGCUGACGUUAAAGAAUUUGUGGAAGAUACAAAAGAAGAGGCUAAAAGGGAAGAAGAACGCGCUCAAAAAGCUACAGAGAAAUUAUCCCUGGACUUCAAGGACAGUACAGAUAAAGCUGUUUCUGUUAUUAAGGAAUCGGCUGAAAAAGCAAAGGACAAGAUUUCAACAAAAACUGCUGCAGUUGGCAAAGAAGUAAAAGGCGGUACUGAUAAAAUUGCAAAAAGUGUUGUAGAUUCUGAAAAUGCUGCUGUUAAGGAAAUAAAGAAAGAUGCAAAGGUUGUUGAGGAGAAAGUAACCUCCGAGGUAAAAUCAGUUGCAAAGACAGCACAUGAUGCUAAGGAUAAAGCUACGAAGGAAACAAAGAAAGCUGAAGAUAAAGCUGGUGGCUUCUUUUCUGGUAUAUUUAAGAGUACCAAACAUGUCGUAGAUGAUGUUACUGGUGAAGUUAAAGAAUUCCUCGAUGAAACAAAGCAUGAAGCAGAAUUGGAAGAAGAGCGUACACGCAAAGUGGCAGAAGAAUUAUCUAAGAACGUGAAAGAUACUAAGGAUAACGCUGUAGCGGGUAUCGAAGAUUCUACUGAGAAGAUCAAGGAUAUUAAGGACAAGGUAGCUUCUGAUGUAGGAAGUGCUAUAGAUAAAUCAAAGAAAAAGAUUUCCGAUGAUGCCCAUGAUGUAUCGGGAAAAGUGAAACAUGCAGGCGAAAAAGUCUCUGCAGAAACUGCAAAAUUUGCAGAAGGAGUAAAAGAAACAGGACAGAAAAUGGCGAAAGGGGUAACCGAUACAAAGGAUGCAGCUGUCAAAGAAGUGGAAGAAGAUGUUAAGGUUGCCAAAGAAGAAAUAUCAUCAGGAGUAGAGACAGUUGCAGAAAGUGCAGAGGCAGCUAAAGAAAAAGCUGCGAAGGAAGGCAAGAAAGUCAAGGAUAAAGCAGGUGGUUUUCUAUCUGGCAUAUUUAAGGGGGCAAAGCAUGCAGCAGAUGAGGUGGCAGCCGAUGUGAAGGAAUUUGUAGACGAAACCAAAAAAGAAGCUGAAAGAGAAGAAGAACGUGCUCGGCAAGCUGGUGAACAGGCAUCUAAAGCUGUUAAAGAAACAAAGGAUAAGGUCGUGACUGAAGUAAAAGAAACAAUAGAUAUAGUUACAGAAAAGGUUGCCGAUGGAGCCCAAGCUGUACCAGAAAAGGUAAAAGGUACAGGUGAAAAGAUUUCAAAGGAUAUGAGUGCUGCAGUUGAUGGAGUGAAAGAAGCUGGAGAGAAGGUUGCGAAAGAAGUCACCGAAACUAAAGAAGCUGCGUUGACAGAGCUUGAGAAAGAUGUUCAGACUACAGAGGAGAACAUUUUCCAAACAACUGUUGCAGCUAAGGAUAAAGCGACAAAGGAAACGAAAAAACCAAAGGAAAAAGCAGGAGGUUUUCUAUCUGGAAUAUUCAAGGGAGCCAAAUACACAGCUGAUGAAGCUUCAGGAGAGGUCCAAGAAUUUCUUGAUAAAACGAAAAAAGAAGCUGCAGAAGAAGAAGAACGUGCUCGUAAAGCAACCGAAAAGUUGGCUCAAAAUGUGAUAGAUGCUGAAGAAAAAGUGGUAUCUGAUGUGAAGCAUGCAGCUGAGAGGGCGAAGGAUACGGUAUCUUCCGAAGACCAAGUAGUCUCUGACAAAGUCAAGAGUGUAGAAGAAAAUGUAUCUAAAAAAGCGGUUACUGCUAUUGAUAGCAUGAAAGAAGGAGGAGAGAAAAUUUCCAAGAAUACUGCUGAGGCGAAAGAUGCUGUCAAAGAAGAAUUUCAGAAAGACGUUAAACCCGUCGAAGAAAAAUCAUAUGCCGGUGCUGAAGCAGCUGCUGAAGUUGUAGAUACUGCCAAAGAAAAGACAAGCAAGGAAGGCAAGAAAGCUAAAGAUAAGACUUCAGGUUUCUUCUCUGGAAUUUUCAAAAGCGCAAAACAUGCCGUCGAUGAUGCUACAGACGAUGUCAAGGAAUUCCUGGACAAAACAAAGCACGAAGCAGAAGAAGAAGAGGAACGUGCUCGUAAAGCAGCUGAAGACUUAUCCAAGGAAGUCAAAGAAACUAAGGACAAAAUAGCGAAAGACCUCAAAGAUUCAGCUGAUGAAGUAAAAGAAAAAAUUUCUCAAGAUGCUGAUACUGUAUUUGAGGGAGUGAAAAAAGCAGAAGAGAAUAUCACAAAAGGUGUUGCCGAUACGAAAGAUGCCGUCGCUAAGGAAGUCACGAAAGAUGCGGAAUAUAUAAAGGAGAAAAUAACAUCAGGUGCAGAAGCAGUAUCAGACACUGCAGUCGCUGCUAAAGACAAAACUGCGCAAGACACCAAAAAAGCAAAGGAUAAAGCAGGUGGUUUCUUAUCUGGGAUGUUCAAAGGCGCGAAACAUGCAGCAGAGGAGGUGUCAGAGGAUGUGAAAGAGUUUGCAGAGAAAACAAAGGAAGAAGCUGCGAAAGAGGAAGAGCGCGCUCUGAAAACUGCCAAGGAUCUGGCUAAGGAUAUUAAAGAUACGAAAGAAAAAGUAUUAACUGACGUAAACGAAUCUUUUGAUAAUGUUAAGACGAGAAUAUCUGAUGAUGGGCAUGCUGUAUCUCAAGGAGUAAAGGAAACAGAGAAAAAACUAGCAAAGGGAGUUGAAGAUACUAAGGAUGCUGCGAUCAAGGAGGUUAAGGAAGACGUAAAGGCUGUUAAGGAAGCGGUUGUAGAAGCUGCAAAUGUUACUAAAGAAAAAACAACGAAGGAGGCAAAAAAAUCCAAGGAGAAGGCUGGUGGUUUCCUAUCGGGAAUAUUUAAGGGCACUAAACGAGCUGCAGACGAUGUUGCAGAUGACGUCAAGGAAUUCGUAGAUGAGACGAGAAAGGAAGCUGAAGUAGAAGCAGAGCGUGCUCGUAAAGCUGCAGAAGAACUCUAUAAGGACGUCAAGGAUGCUAAAGAUAAAACAGUUUCUCAUGCCAAGGGCACAGCCGAUAAGGCUAAGAAAAGGCUAUCGGAUGACGUUCAGGCCUUAACAAAUAAAACAAAGGGUGCAGCUGAUGAUGCUUCCAAUGAAGCGGCUGCAGUUAUUGAAGGGGUAAAAGAUGCAAGUCAUAAAGCAUCAGAUAAAGUGGUUGAGACAACAGAUGUCACAGUAAAGGAAAUGAAGAAGGAUGCAAAAAGUGUCGAAGAAAAAGUGGUUUCUGCGGAAGAAGAAGUUGCUAAAAAAGCAGAUGAUGCCAAGGAUAAGGCAAUAAAAGAAACAAAGAAGGCCAAAGAUAAAACUGGUGGUUUUCUUUCUGGAAUAUUUAAGGGAUCCAAACAUGCUUCAGAUGAAAUUAUAGAAGAUGUUAAAGAAUUUGCAGAUGAAACAAAGAAAGAGGCCGAUAAGGAAAAGCAACGUGCUGAAAAAUCUGCUAAAAAUGUAUCCAAAGAUAUCAAGGAUACUAAAGACAAGACGAAAGAUUCAAUGGAGGCAUCAGCUGAAGGAGUGAAAGAAUUUGGAGAGAAAAUCGGGAAAGAUGUUUCGGAUGCCAAAGAUGCUGUGGUUAAGGGAAUCAGAAAAGAUGUUACAUUUUCGGAGGAAAAAUUAUCUUCGGGGUAUGAAACUGUUGACAAGACAGCUGAGGAUGCGAAAGAAAAAGCAUCAAAUGAAUCUAAAAAAUCAAAAGAUAAGGCAGGUGGUUUCUUCUCUGGGAAAUUAAAGGGAGCGAAACAUGCGGUGGAUGAAGUCACAGAUGAGGUGAAGGAAUUCUUGGAUGAGACCAAACACGAGGCAGAAUUGGAGGAAGAACGUGCUCGAAGAGUGGCUAAAGAUGUGUCCCAAGAGUUUAAAGAAACUACAGAUGAAAUAGUAUUCGAAGUAAAAGAUUCAGCUAAAACUAUUUCUGAAAAAACAAAAGACGCAGGUGAGAAAGUGACGAAGGAAACAAGUGCAGCAGUGGAAGGUGUUAAAGAAACAGGUGAAAAGGUGGCAAAAAGUAUUGUGGACACAAAAGAUGCUACAGUUACAGAGGUUAAGAAAGAUGUGAAGGUCAUCGAAGAGAAGAUAAUUUCGAGUGCAGCAGCUGCUUCGCAUAUUCCACAUUAUGCUAGGAAUACACUGUCUAGUGAAGCUCAUGCAGCAUUGGAAAAAGGAAAGGGUGUCGUUAAGGGUUCCAAAGAAAUUGGCGAAAAGGUUUCUAAGGAUACUCCUGAGAAAAAGGAUGUUAUCGUUAAGGAAGUGAAGAAAGAUGCCAAAGCGGUUCAAAGAAAAGUUUCUUCAGGUGCUGAAGUUGUUAAAAAAACUGAUGAUGCAAAGGAGAAUGCCAGCAGCGGGACCAAAAAGGUGAAGGAAAAAGGUGGAUUCCUAUCCGGUAUAGUAAAAGGUGCAAAGCACGCUGUUGACGACGUAACAAGCGAUGUAAAAGGGUUUUUGGAUGAAACGAAGGUUGCAGCAGAAAAGGAAGAAGAGCAAACACGACAAGCAGCUAAGUUGAAAGAUACUGAGCCUGUUUCGGAUGGCGCUAAGCUUAUUUCGAAGAAAACUACAACGAUUGUUUCAAAAGUAUCACAGGCAUCGACCCCGCCUGUGAAAACAACAACUAUAACCAGCGUCACAAAGACGACAAGAACAAUUAAGGAAAAAUCAGCUAGUCCUAUAUUAUCCAAACAAGAAUCUAGAAUAACACCGGAAUCAGCCAGGCGGAUGUCUGGCGACAAGACGUCAAAGGUACCACCUGCCUCGACAGGAAAAGCAAAAGCAGCAACGCGUCGCAUACCUAAAGGAGGCUCUACCACAACAGAAGUCAAGUCAAGUAUCAAAAGCCAAAGAACUAAAGAUGGCGCAUCAAAAACAGCUCCUGAAAGUAUAACAUUAGAUCCCAAAGAAGCAACCUUACUACUUUUGAAUGAAUCGCGAGCUGCUGCAGAGGUUUCUCCAUUCCCCGACGACCAGAACAAAGAAUCACGUAUUCCUCAGUUGAGUUCCGCUCGAAGUUCCUUAGAAAGGGAUUCAUCGUCGGAUUCCGAAGCUUAUGGUCAAUCUAAGAAAGCCAAGAAGGGUGGCAUAAUCUCGAAUAUUGUGAAGAGCACUAAGGGUGCUACCCACAAGAUAGCGAAAGAAGUAGACCAUGCCAAAGAGGGCAUCAAGGAUGCUACAGGAAGGUUCUGGGAAGAUACGAAACGCGAAUCUAAGGAAGCAUCCAGUUCUGGAAGCUACAAUGUUGCUUCUCCGGAUCGCAAUACUGAAACGAUUCUGGAUGAAAUUGCAACAGAGUCUGAUAACAUUAGCUUAGAAUCGUCGAGCGCGCUAGCUAGGGUAGUUGAUGUAGAAGCAGGUCAGCCUGUAGAGGUUUACGAAUCCAAACAAGUUUCAAGCAUUCCAAAAGUAACGAUAGAGUCUAGGGAAGUUAGGGAAAUUAGGUAUACUGUAGGAGAGUCAAGUACAAUUGUGGGAACUGAUGUUUUGAGUGAAUUAGGGAACCUCGAGCCUCGCGCAAGUCAGACCGUCACCACAGUCGUUACAAAGUCUGUGCGGACGGCAACGACCCCACCACCCAGCCCCGACGAGUUCAGUGACAGUAGCGUUAAAGACGUAACUGAGGAAGCUGAAAGACGGGCUCGAGAAUUGGCGGAUGAGGCUCUCUUCCUGCAACGAGCAGGGCAUGAUUCGGCUGAGAUUGAUGGGACCGUAGAGAGGCAUGCUACUUCUUCUCCAACAGAGCAACCUGUUCCUGCCCCUCGUUACUCUGCCCAGUCCAAAGCUAAUUUGGAACUAGACAUUAAGGACACCGCAUCCCCUGAGCCUCGGAAGCCUACUAAGUCCAAGAUACCAGAGCUCUUGAAGUCACCUCCAAAGUCUGAUAAAGACCGCACCUUACAAACCGAAGAAGCAAUCAAAAGUCCCAAAUCCCCAUCUGCGAAAAGCAAAAUUCCCGUCAAACUCAAGACCCAUGAACAAGAAAUCACCGAGAUAAAGACUGCUCUAACUAAACCAUCCGAAGCCAAUUUUCAAAGUCAUCAAGAAGUAGAAACUAGAACAAGUACUACCACUGCCUACAGUAAUCAGUUUGUACCAUCUGAAGAGUUUGAACAGUUGCAAAAUAUCCGAAGUUUUCAACUAGUUCCAGAAAUUUCAGAAACUAAAACACAAGUCUCUCAGGAGGAUAGUUUAGAUCCAGAUUUAGAAGAGUUUAAGGAUGGCGAAGUAUCUUGUAAAACAGUAAGGAAAUCCACAAUAAUGAAGUCUGGCAGUUCGGAGCCAGAAGUCUGGACGGAAACGGUAACAACGAAGACUCUGCCAGAUGGAAGACAAGACACCUGGAAGUCUGUCACGUCGGGCAGCCUACAGUCUGAAAUUUGGGACACGCAAUGUUCCUUAGACACUUCUCCGGGCUCUGGUAAUGGCGAUUUGUAUACUAAGAACGAAGCUUACAGACAUGAGUUGAACAGUGAUACAGAUAGCGAGGGUUCACCUCAACCGAGGAGGAGGUCUCCGAGCAAGAGGCGAACUUUGGGCAGUUCUAGCGGAUCGGAUGUGGCACUCCAUGAAGGGGCAGAGCUGUCCCCAUUGGAAGAUGACCAAGGUACCUCACUCACAGCUAACCUUCUAAAAUCUGACUUUUUGCAACACAGCGAACCUUCCUAUAUGGAAACGUCGACGACAGAAGUUGAUCCUGAAACUAAUGAAAGAACAACGAGAACGACGCGAGUAGUAACAGCGACAGUGCCAGGAGCAGGAAUCGUCAGCGGUGGCUCAGACGAACUUCGAGAAUCAAUGCAAAAAAUAGUCGACCAAUUUAUGGUGGAAGAGAGAAAGGGCCAGUGAAGUGUCGAUUUACCUUUGACGAACUUUGAGCAAAGUCAAAUUCUUGACACUGGGCGAAAAAGGGCAAACAUUUUAACACAAGCUUCGAAAAAAACGCACUGGUAUGAAUUUAUCUCGAUACUUCCUCGCAUCGAGUUCAAUCUCAUACUUCUCAAAAAGCUAAAAAUAUUGUUGGUAUUUCGUACCUUGGCCUAAUGGCAAGAAAUCGAAUUUCUUUAACAAAAAAUAUAUCCUCAUUGCUAGAUAGACUAGCUUUGUGCUAGUCUCUGCUACGCCAGCCCGUCCAAUGCUUUUCUUUGUAAAGUAAAAGGGGGAAAAAUUGCUUCGCUUCCAUCAAGAAAUGUUUACCCUUGAAUGUCGCUUUGAAAAAAUUGUGCAGAUAGAUUAUUAACAUAUGAAUAUGUUUCUAAAAAAAUUUAAGUAUUCUCCUGACGCUACUCGCUCUUAAAAGUUUAACUUAGGAAUGUCUAAGUUGAUUCUUUUGAACAAAAAAAACGACAUUGAAAUCUACUCGCGAAUAAAAAAAUACGCUCUUGCUGUCACGCAAAGUACAAACGAUCAUAAAGCACAAUAAUCUCGAGACUCUGAUACCGUUUUUGAUUUGAGCGAUAGCAAGAAGUAUUUCAGACGAUCAGGAUAAAUAUGUACAUUUAAAUUAUUUAAUGACUAUUUCCUAACAAUUUUUCAUUGUGUAUAUUUAUAAUUAUUUACUUAGUGUAACUUAUACAACUGUACUAUUUAAAAGAAUUGUAAUAAUUACUCGGUCAUGAUAUGAGGAAUAUUUUAUUUAUAUAAUGGAGAUAAUGACUGUUUUAAAUUGUUAAUUUUCUCGCAUAAUUUUAUGGGAUAUUAAAUUAUAUGAUAUAUUCUGUGCAGCGUAUUUCGUGCUGCAAAAGCUAUCAAAACAAAAAGCAUAAUUAUGACGGACAGUAAGUCCAGAAAUAUCCAGUGACUUUAGCUGCAAUUUGCGUCACUGUUUUCAAAAUAUGGGAUAAAAAUCGUAUAUAUAAAAUAUAUGAAUUAGAAAUCUCCUGUUAUAAAUAAUAUUCUAUUAAUAUAUACAUUAUAUUGAAAAAUACAAUGUCUACGCAAACUAAGAUUUAUAAAUUAUUAUGCAACAGACUUGCCUAGAGCCCACCCGACUUAAGGACCAAAGGCACAAUCACAUGCAUUAUAUACAUUACCGGAAAUGCUCCUGUGUAAAUCUGUAAUGUUUAAUAAAUCUUUCAUGAUUGACAUGGUA
Messenger RNA from Belonocnema kinseyi, 24841 nucleotides. RefSeq names its product ankyrin-3-like. Gene Ontology annotation, biological process: signal transduction; lipid transport; lipoprotein metabolic process. NCBI's taxonomy places the organism in Eukaryota, Metazoa, Arthropoda, Insecta, Hymenoptera, Cynipidae. The coding region runs from base 295 to 23598 and encodes 7767 amino acids. The record is from RefSeq and is a predicted model, not a curated record. Gene Ontology annotation, cellular component: extracellular region. The transcript is spliced from 38 exons. Gene Ontology annotation, molecular function: protein binding; lipid binding.